This is a messenger RNA of Fulmarus glacialis (Northern fulmar), 3550 nucleotides long. RefSeq names its product chromodomain helicase DNA binding protein 1 (gene CHD1). Gene Ontology annotation, molecular function: histone binding; ATP-dependent chromatin remodeler activity; DNA binding. The annotation marks the transcript as partial. Gene Ontology annotation, biological process: regulation of transcription by RNA polymerase II; nucleosome organization. The record is from RefSeq and is a predicted model, not a curated record. NCBI's taxonomy places the organism in Eukaryota, Metazoa, Chordata, Aves, Procellariiformes, Procellariidae. The transcript is spliced from 23 exons. Gene Ontology annotation, cellular component: chromatin; nucleus.
AGGUAUUUUGGGAGAAAUCUUGAGUACCCGCAGAGAACACUAGAGCAAACACAUCACCUGGAAAACGUACAAAGUACCAAGAAGUGGAUUCUUGAUAUCCACCUUGUAACCUGAGUGGACUUAUUAUUUAUCUUUUAAACUUCUUAAUAUUUACAAUGAAUGGGCACAGUGAUGAAGAAAGUGUAAGAAACAGUAGUGGAGAGUCAAGCCGAUCAGAUGACGAUUCUGGGUCAGCAUCAGGUUCUGGAUCUGGUUCAAGCUCUGGAAGCAGUAGUGACGGAAGCAGCAGCCAGUCAGGCAGCAGUGACUCUGACUCUGCUUCAGAGUCAGGCACUCAGUCAGAAUCAGAGUCUGACACAUCUAGAGAGAAGAAACAAAUUCAAGCUAAACUGCCAAAAGUUGAUGGAUCUGAGUUUUGGAAGUCUAGUCCAAGUAUACUUGCAGUGCAAAGGUCAGCAGUGCUCAAGAAGCAACAGCAACAACAAAAGGCAGCUUCAUCAGACAGUGGUUCAGAAGAGGACUCAUCAACUAGUGAAGAUUCUGCAGAUGACUCAUCCAAUGAAACCAAGAAGAAAAAACAUAAAGAUGAAGACUGGCAAAUGUCAGGAUCAGGGUCAGUAUCAGGAACUGGUUCCGAUUCUGAAUCAGAAGAAGAUAGGGAGAAAAGCAGUUGUGAAGAGAGUGAAUCUGACUAUGAGCCAAAAAACAAGGUCAAAAGCCGGAAACCUCCAAGCAGAAUUAAGCCAAAAAGUGGGAAAAAGAGUGCAGGACUGAAAAAGAGGCAACUUGAUUCAUCAGAGGAUGAGGAGGAGGAAGAGGAUGAUGAUGAUUAUGAUAAGAGAGGAUCUCGUCGCCAGGCAACAGUCAACAUUAGUUACAAAGAAGCUGAAGAAACCAAGACAGAUUCUGAUGAUUUGCUGGAAGUGUGUGGAGAAGAUGUCCCACAAACUGAAGAAGAUGAAUUUGAAACUAUAGAGAAGUUUAUGGAUAGUCGAGUUGGCCGAAAAGGAGCCACCGGUGCUGCAACCACCAUCUAUGCAGUUGAGGCAGAUGGUGACCCAAAUGCUGGGUUUGAAAAGUCAAAGGAGCCAGGAGAAAUACAGUAUCUUAUUAAAUGGAAAGGUUGGUCACACAUCCAUAACACUUGGGAAACUGAGGAAACACUGAAGCAACAAAACGUUAAAGGAAUGAAGAAACUGGACAACUAUAAGAAAAAGGAUCAGGAAACAAAACGAUGGCUGAAAAAUGCUUCUCCGGAAGAUGUGGAAUAUUACAACUGCCAGCAGGAGCUUACAGAUGAUCUACAUAAACAGUAUCAGAUAGUGGAAAGAAUAAUUGCUCAUUCAAAUCAGAAAUCAGCAGCUGGUUAUCCAGACUACUAUUGCAAAUGGCAGGGUCUACCUUAUUCAGAAUGUAGCUGGGAAGAUGGUGCUCUCAUUGCCAAAAAGUUUCAGGCACGCAUUGAUGAAUACUUUAGCAGAAAUCAAUCCAAGACUACUCCCUUUAAGGAUUGCAAGGUUCUAAAACAGAGGCCAAGGUUUGUUGCACUAAAGAAGCAGCCAUCUUACAUUGGAGGACAUGAAAGUUUAGAGUUAAGAGAUUAUCAGUUAAAUGGAUUGAAUUGGCUUGCUCACUCAUGGUGCAAAGGGAAUAGCUGUAUUCUUGCAGAUGAAAUGGGUCUGGGUAAAACAAUACAAACAAUUUCUUUUCUGAACUACCUGUUUCACGAACAUCAAUUGUAUGGGCCUUUCUUGCUGGUUGUGCCGCUCUCUACCUUGACAUCUUGGCAAAGAGAGAUUCAAACUUGGGCUCCUCAGAUGAAUGCUGUAGUUUACUUAGGAGAUAUAACUAGCAGAAAUAUGAUUAGAACUCAUGAAUGGAUGCAUCCACAGACCAAACGAUUAAAAUUUAACAUACUUCUAACAACAUAUGAAAUUUUGCUGAAGGAUAAGUCGUUCCUUGGUGGUCUGAAUUGGGCAUUCAUAGGAGUUGACGAAGCUCAUCGUUUAAAAAAUGACGACUCUCUUCUGUACAAGACUUUAAUAGACUUUAAGUCUAACCAUCGUCUUCUUAUUACUGGAACCCCUCUGCAAAACUCCCUCAAAGAGCUUUGGUCUUUGUUGCACUUCAUCAUGCCAGAAAAGUUUUCCUCCUGGGAAGAUUUUGAAGAGGAGCAUGGCAAAGGGAGAGAGUAUGGUUAUGCAAGUCUUCACAAAGAGCUUGAACCGUUUCUGCUGAGAAGAGUUAAAAAAGAUGUAGAAAAGUCUUUACCUGCUAAAGUUGAGCAAAUUCUGAGAAUGGAAAUGAGUGCAUUGCAGAAGCAGUAUUACAAGUGGAUUUUAACCAGGAAUUAUAAAGCCCUCAGUAAAGGUUCAAAAGGCAGUACCUCAGGCUUUUUGAACAUCAUGAUGGAACUCAAGAAGUGUUGUAACCAUUGCUACCUCAUUAAACCACCAGAUGAUAAUGAAUUCUAUAAUAAACAGGAGGCCUUACAGCAUUUAAUACGUAGCAGCGGGAAACUAAUCCUUCUUGACAAGCUGCUGAUUCGUCUGCGAGAACGUGGCAACAGAGUUCUGAUUUUCUCACAGAUGGUGAGGAUGCUGGACAUUCUAGCAGAGUAUCUGAAGUAUCGUCAGUUUCCCUUUCAGAGACUUGAUGGAUCAAUAAAAGGGGAAUUGAGGAAACAAGCACUGGAUCAUUUUAAUGCAGAAGGAUCAGAGGACUUCUGCUUUUUACUGUCUACCAGAGCUGGAGGAUUAGGUAUCAACUUGGCAUCUGCUGACACUGUAGUUAUAUUUGAUUCUGACUGGAAUCCACAGAAUGAUCUGCAAGCACAAGCUAGAGCGCAUAGGAUUGGACAGAAGAAACAGGUUAAUAUUUAUCGGCUAGUCACAAAAGGAUCAGUAGAAGAAGAUAUUCUUGAAAGAGCCAAGAAGAAGAUGGUGUUAGAUCAUUUAGUAAUUCAGAGAAUGGACACUACAGGGAAAACCGUACUACAUACAGGCUCUACUCCUUCAAGCUCAACACCUUUUAAUAAGGAGGAGUUAUCAGCGAUUUUGAAGUUUGGUGCUGAGGAACUUUUUAAAGAACCUGAAGGGGAAGAACAGGAGCCCCAGGAAAUGGAUAUAGAUGAAAUCUUGAAGAGGGCUGAAACUCGGGAAAAUGAGCCCGGCCCAUUAACUGUGGGAGAUGAGUUGCUUUCACAGUUCAAGGUGGCCAACUUUUCCAAUAUGGAUGAAGAUGAUAUUGAGUUGGAACCAGAAAGAAAUUCAAGAAAUUGGGAAGAAAUCAUUCCGGAAGUCCAGCGGCGAAGAAUAGAAGAGGAGGAAAGACAAAAAGAACUUGAAGAAAUAUACAUGCUCCCAAGGAUGAGAAACUGUGCAAAACAGAUCAGCUUUAAUGGAAGUGAAGGGAGGCGCAGUAGGAGCAGAAGAUACUCUGGAUCUGAUAGUGACUCCAUUUCAGAAAGAAAACGGCCAAAAAAACGUGGAAGACCACGAACUAUUCCUCGAGAAAAUAUUAAAGGAUUUAGUGACGCAGAGAUCAGGCG